Leguminivora glycinivorella is the source of this 2262-nucleotide messenger RNA. It is a transcript of the gene mthl1, whose product is annotated as probable G-protein coupled receptor Mth-like 1. Bases 1 to 1869 code for a protein of 622 amino acids. Gene Ontology annotation, molecular function: G protein-coupled receptor activity. The transcript is spliced from 5 exons. Gene Ontology annotation, cellular component: membrane. The record is from RefSeq and is a predicted model, not a curated record. Lineage: Eukaryota; Metazoa; Arthropoda; Insecta; Lepidoptera; Tortricidae. Gene Ontology annotation, biological process: cell surface receptor signaling pathway; G protein-coupled receptor signaling pathway.
AUGGCGGAGCGGGAGCGGCGAGCGGGGCCGGGGCCGCCGGCCGAGCUUGCAGCCGGCAGCGGCAUGUGCGAUGUGCGUGCGACUCGAUCCCGCGGUAACCACCAUGCUGUCGCUGCUGGCGGCGGCGUUGCUGGCGGUGGCGGGCGCCGACGGCGUGCGGCCGGCGGCCGUGGCCGUGCCGCGGUGCUGCGCGGGCGGGCGCACGCUGGCCGCCGACGCGCUGCAGGCGCCGUGGUCACGCGCGCCGCCGCCGCCGCCUUCUGCGUCGAGGACUCCGAGGCGCGCCCGUGGGCGCCCCGCGUGUACGCGCCCGCGCGGAACUCCUUCCUCAAGCCGGGCCAGCUGCCGCCGCACUGGCGGCUGGCGGACGGCGCGCUGCCGGCCUGCGCCGACCUGCGCGUGCUGCCCGCGGCCGCGGCGCCCUACGCGCUGCUCGCCAACAACGGCUCCAUCAUGCUGCGGAGCCCGCCGCGCGUGCUGCCGACGACGCGGUACUGCGCCGACCACGACGCCGCGCUCGUGUGCCUCGAGGACGACGAGCGGCCGCCGUCCAAGUGCUGCGGAGCCGGCAAAGUGUACGACGGCGCAGGCUGCGUGCUGGAUGACGUGCGCGCGGCGGCCGCGUGGCAGGAGCUACGCUCGUUCGCCGGCGAGGCGGACGUGAGCGUGGGCUGGCCGGCGUGCCCGCCGGGCAUGCAGUACUCGGUGUCGGGGGUGCUGGCGAAGGCGACGCUGGAAGGCAACGGGUCGCUGCGGCUGGCGAGCGGGCUGCAGGUGGCGGGCGGCGCGUGGUGCGCGGAGGCGGUGGAGGGCUCGGCGGGCGCGCGCGUGUUGGCGUGCGCGGCCGUGCAGCCGGAGAGUCCGCGCUCGCCGCGGCACCUGCUGUACGGGUGCGGGCUGGCGGUGGGCGCGGCGUUCCUGGCGGCGACGCUGGCGGCGGGCUGCGCGCUGCCGGCGGCGCACCACGCGCUGCACUGGCGCUGCCAGACGCAGUACGUGGCCUCGCUGAUGCUGGCCGACAUCCUGCUGGCUGGCACGCAGCUCGCCGCCGACCAGGUGCCGCCCACGUUGUGCCGAGCUCUAGCGGUGUGCAUGCACUUCCUGUUCCUGGCCGCCUUCUUCUGGCUCAACACCAUGUGCUUCAACAUCUGGUGGACGUUCCGGGACUUCCGUCCGACGAGCCUGGAGCGCGGGCAGGAGUCGUGGCGGCUGCGCGUGUACACGGUGUACGCGUGGGGCGGGCCGCUGUGCAUCGCCGGGCUGGCGGCGUUGCUGGACGCGCUGCCGCCGCCGCCCGAGGGGCCCGACCUGCUGCGCCCGCGCUUCGGCGACCAGCGCUGCUGGUUCUACGGCGACGCCGAGAUCCUCGUCUACUUCUUCGGCCCCGUGGGCGUGCUGCUGCUCGUCAACCUGGCGCUCUUCGUCUCCACCACCCGCCAGCUCACCUGCGGCCUCUGGCGCCGCGACGAGGUCAAGUCCACCAGUGAACGGGCCGCCUUGGGGCGCGUGUGCGCCAAGCUGGUGGUGGUGAUGGGCGUGACGUGGGGCGCGGACGUGGUGUCGUGGGUGGCGGGCGGGCCCGAGUACGUGUGGUACGGCACGGACCUGCUGAACGCGCUGCAGGGCGUGCUCAUCUUCCUGGUGGUGGGCGCGCAGCCGGCCGCGCUGGCGGCGCUGCGCUCGGCGCUGGCGCGCUGCUGCCGCGCGCCCGCGCCGCCCGCGCGCCGCCGCCCCGACCGCGCCACGCACUCCUCCACGCACCUGCCCUCCUGCGGCGAGUCGCUCACCAACACCACGGCCGCGCCGCCCUCCAGCGCCGCCUCCGCUUCCGCGCCUCCCGCCAAACUCCCCAUGGAGACCGUGUGUUGAACUCGUGCUGUGCUGUGUGUUUACAACACUUGUGUGCGAGUGACUAGUGACGAGCGAAUGACAAAUGCGCGAGUGACCCUAGUGUCGGGCAGUGCGCGCCGCGCCGACGCGCCGACCUGACAGACGCCGAGAGACGGCGAAUACCGAGCUUUAAUGUACUUCCUCUUGUACUCGAUAUUUAUUGUAUUCUACAGUAUUAUUUUUGUUAACGAUUACGAUUUGUAUGUUGUAUGAUCCCGUACCGUGCCCGUAGAAGGCGGUGCUGUAAAUGUUAUGUUCGUUUGUAAAUAUUUAAAUUGAAUGUCUACUUCGUCCCGCGGAAGUAGUUUUUGAUGUCGUUGGUAAAUCUUGCCCCGAUCGAUUGACUGUUAUAUAAUAAAUAUUAAAAAAAUA